Messenger RNA from Carya illinoinensis, 687 nucleotides. RefSeq lists its product as uncharacterized. The record is from RefSeq and is a predicted model, not a curated record. Bases 1 to 687 code for a protein of 228 amino acids. The transcript has 2 exons. Lineage: Eukaryota; Viridiplantae; Streptophyta; Magnoliopsida; Fagales; Juglandaceae.
AUGGCCACUUCGAAGACCUGGAAGGAUCAUUUGAAACACUUGGAGGUUGUUUUGGAGGUGCUACUUGACAAUUCUUUCUAUAUUAAGUUGUCCAAGUGUACAUUCAGCCAAAAGGAACUUGAGUAUUUGAGGCAUUUAAUUUCACAUGAGGGUGUCAAGGUAGAUUCAAGGAAGGUUAAAGCUAUGGUGGCUUGGCCCAAACCAAAGACCAUCACUGAAUUGAGGGGCUUUCCAGGGCUCAAUGGUUACUAUAGAAAGUUUGUCAAGGAUUAUGCUUCCAUUGCAAAACCACUCACCAACAUGCUCAAGAAGAAUAAUUUUGAUUGGAGUGAAGAGGUGGAGAUGACAUUCAAAGCUUUAAAGAAGGCCAUGAUUGCCACACCUAUCCUUGCUAUGCCGAAUUUUGAUAAGGUGUUCGAGUUAUACAUGGAUGCAAGCAAUGUGGGGGUAGGUGCAGUAUUGACACAAGAAAGGAGGCCACUAGCCUUCAUUAGCAAGGCCCCUUGGAGUUCAAAAGAAAGUGUGGAGUGUGUAUGCAUGAGAGAUGCUUGUUAUCAUGGAGGCCGUGAGGGUAUGGACGCCUUAUUUGCUGGGGCGGAGGUUCUUGAUAGUCAUGAAUCAACAACCUUUGAAGUAGCUUUUAGAGCAAAAGAUCAUCACUGCAGAUCAACAAAGGUGGGUAUCUAA